GCGUUAUUAUCACUAUCCUUGUUAUUUUAAAUACACUUACAAAAAAAAGGCAUAACUUUCUCAUGUUGAUCUGAAAACCAACGACGAUCGAGGAAUAUGAACAGGAAAACCAGGCGCUGGAUAUUCCACAUCUUUAUGAGCCUAGGGAUUGUCUAUAUCAAAAUAGGGGGUCUUUCUUCAGUCGUGGCUUUGGGAGCCAGUAUCAUCUGUAACAAAAUCCCGGGACUGGCUCCAAGGCAGAGAGCUAUCUGUCAGAGCAGACCCGAUGCCAUCAUCGUGAUCGGGGAAGGCUCCCAAAUGGGAAUCAACGAGUGUCAAUUCCAGUUUCGCAAUGGCCGGUGGAACUGCUCCGCCUUGGGAGAGAGGACCGUCUUUGGAAAAGAGCUGAAAGUGGGUAGUAGAGAAGCAGCGUUCACCUAUGCCAUCAUUGCUGCUGGAGUAGCCCAUGCCAUCACUGCUGCCUGCACCCAGGGGAACCUGAGCAAUUGUGGUUGUGACAAGGAAAAGCAAGGACAGUACCACAAAGACGAAGGAUGGAAAUGGGGAGGAUGCUCUGCAGACAUCCGAUAUGGAAUAGGAUUCUCCAAAGUGUUUGUGGAUGCAAGGGAGAUUAAGCAAAAUGCAAGGACUCUCAUGAAUUUGCACAACAAUGAAGCUGGGCGUAAGAUCCUUGAAGAUAACAUGAAGUUGGAGUGCAAGUGCCAUGGAGUGUCAGGAUCAUGCACUACUAAAACAUGCUGGACAACUCUUCCUAAAUUCAGGGAGCUGGGCUAUAUCCUUAAGGAGAAAUACAACGAAGCUGUUCAGGUUGAACCCGUGCGGGCAAGUCGUAAUAAGCGUCCCACUUUUCUGAAGAUAAAGAAACCACUCUCCUAUCGUAAACCGAUGGAUACAGACUUAGUCUACAUAGAGAAAUCACCCAACUACUGUGAAGAGGAUCCUGUGACUGGCAGUGUGGGUACACAGGGCAGAAUGUGCAACAAAACAGCCCAGCAAACCAAUGGCUGUGACCUGAUGUGUUGUGGACGAGGUUAUAAUACGCAUCAAUAUUCCAGAGUCUGGCAGUGCAACUGCAAAUUUCACUGGUGCUGUUACGUCAAAUGUAACACAUGCAGUGAACGAACAGAAGUCUACACCUGUAAAUGAAAGCGUGGCUUUGGCAGGGGAACCUAAAGCCUUGGAGUACACACCUUUUUUUUUGCACAUAAGCUCAGUGUAUCUAAAUAAUACUGUAGCAAAGGCCCAAAUGAUUUCCAAAAGAAAAUCCAGUAAAAUAAUCCCAUUUCCUCUCCUCCCUUUUAACAGUGUUUAUGUGGAUAUUGGUCAAAGACUUUUGGGAACAGCCCAAACACUAUGCCCAGAUCUUUAAAAGGAAUCCAGAAACAAACUAUUUGCUUAAUGCAAAACUUUAGCUAAUGCAAACUAUACAAAAAUGAAAUACAUUGGAGAAAUACUCAAUCUGGGCCAUCCAAACAUUACGGACUGCCUUAAAAUUGUGGGAAAAAUUGAAUUUCCUUGGAGGCGGCAUUCACGACGCCAGAUGAAAAUGAACAGAAGACCAUGCAACGUGCCUAAAGUGUGAUCUGAGAAAAAAGUCAUAUUUUAAGAGGGGCUUUGUCCACAAUCGGGGGACAAUGCACCUGUGUGAAUUUCCAUUGAAAGAGUGUGAAUUAUGCAGUUGUAGGGAUUUCUAUAUUUGUGAAAAAAACUUUCGUUGGUUGUUCCUUGUUGGUUGUUCCUUGUAUUCCCAUUCUUCAGCCUGUGCUAAUGCAAGUAGACCAAUGGGUGCUUCCCAUAUAAACACUGGUUUAGCUGCUUUUCUGCUCUGCUGCUGAUUUUAGCACAGCGUGUUGGGAAAUCUCAGCAUAAUAAUUAUAGCAAUAUUUAAUCACUUUUGAGAUAAAACUAAUAUUAAUUUAUUUAAUUAAAAACUCUCUACCACCAUUUUUUUUGGAAGCAUUCUGCAAUUAAAGUAGAUAGCCUGCUUUUUUGUGGAAUCAUUUUUGUAGAUUCAGUAGAGGGGAAACCCCUUGAGGUGUAUAUAUUAUUGUUUACUUAGGUAUUUCUACUAGUUGCAAAUGCAGGAUAGUUUCUGCAGGUAUUAAGUACAAAAGCAGGCAUCUUUUAUAAUUUUGGGCUGUAUGCUGCUAGUUGUCUGGAAUCUCAAAUUGCUAUUCAUUCCUCUAGAUAUCACAGUACAGAAUUUUUCCAAUUUUUUUUUAAAAGGAUCAUUUCAAAAAUCCAGUUGAAAAUAACACAUGACCUAAUGCAAAACGCCAGACAAGUUUCCACCUUUGGAAAAUGAACCAUGGGAUAAAAGAAUAUAUUUUGUAAGAGACUAUUUUUAUAUGAAUAUUUUAUUUAUACUAUAUCUGCUUGUAAAAUUCUGUAACCUGUAAUUUUUCUCAAAACAGGCACACCAUUUGUAAUUCAUGGGCUAUUUAACAAUUAAGGCCAGUUACUUCGUUGACAUAAAAAGUAACAAGCUGGUGUAUAUACAAACUACAAAAUGAAUUUUCUCUCCGGAUGUAUGUACAGAGUGGCUGUAGCUCCUGUAGUUCAAUUUGCAGAAUAUGCAGAACAAGAACAGAGUAUGUAGCAUCAGUUUUGUUACAAGGCUUGAAUUGAGGGUUGGAAUUAACUGGAUGCUCCUUUAUCCCAUUCAAAAAGAGAGAGAGAGAGAAAAAUCUGAAUUAGCUUCCCAGAUGCGUCAGUCAUUAAACUGUGGCAUUAUGACUAGCAAA
Molecule: messenger RNA, 2744 nt
Organism: Thamnophis sirtalis
Lineage: Eukaryota; Metazoa; Chordata; Lepidosauria; Squamata; Natricidae
Gene: WNT7A
Product: Wnt family member 7A
Biological process (GO): canonical Wnt signaling pathway; positive regulation of JNK cascade; cell fate commitment
Cellular component (GO): extracellular region
Molecular function (GO): cytokine activity; frizzled binding
Source: RefSeq, a predicted model, not a curated record